Messenger RNA from Miscanthus lutarioriparius, 876 nucleotides. The record is from the annotation of a GenBank genome assembly. Lineage: Eukaryota; Viridiplantae; Streptophyta; Magnoliopsida; Poales; Poaceae.
AUGCCAUCGCCUUUAUGUGGUGCUCGCAGGCCGGUCGCUGACUCGCUGUGCAUCAACCAAUCACCGGCCCCCGCCCUCGCCACCCGGGGCAAAGAUAUAGUCAAGGCCCCCGGGGGCUCAUCCGCAAGCCUGUGGACGCCAGGGAGUGAACACCAGCCGUCUUGCCCCGACCCCGACCGAUCCUCACCUGCUGCAGCCAUGGCGACCUCCGCGGCGCUCUCCACCACCGCCAACCCCACCCAGCUCUGCCGGUCCCGCGCUACGCUGGGCAAGCCAGUGAAGGGGCUUGGCCUGGGGAUGGGCCGGGAGCGCGCCCAGAGCAUCACGUGCCAGGCGGCGAGCAGCAUCCCCGCCGACCGCGUCCCCGACAUGGAGAAGCGGAAGCUGAUGAACCUCCUCCUCCUGGGCGCCAUCUCGCUGCCCACCGUCGGCAUGGUCGUCCCCUACGGCGCCUUCUUCGUCCCCGCCGGCUCCGGCGGCGCCGGCAGCGGGACCUACGCCAAGGACAAGCUGGGCAACGACAUCACGGUGAAUGAGUGGCUCAAGACGCACGGUCCCAACGACCGCACGCUCGCGCAGGGGCUCAAGGGUGACCCCACGUACCUGGUGGUGGAGCAGGACAAGACGCUGGCCACCUACGGGAUCAACGCCGUGUGCACUCACCUCGGCUGCGUCGUGCCGUGGAAUGGGGCCGAGAACAAGUUCAUCUGCCCCUGCCACGGAUCCCAGUACAACAACCAGGGCAAGGUGGUCCGUGGACCGGCGCCUCUGUCGCUGGCCCUGGUUCACGUCGACGUCGACGACGACAAGGUCCUCUUCGUCCCCUGGGUGGAGACCGACUUCAGGACCGGCGAGGACCCGUGGUGGAAGGCAUGA